Daldinia vernicosa is the source of this 773-nucleotide messenger RNA. RefSeq lists its product as uncharacterized. The record is from RefSeq and is a predicted model, not a curated record. The transcript has a single exon. Bases 138 to 671 code for a protein of 177 amino acids. NCBI's taxonomy places the organism in Eukaryota, Fungi, Ascomycota, Sordariomycetes, Xylariales, Hypoxylaceae.
UCGGAUCCAGUGAUUUACAAGUUACAAGUAGCUAUUUGUUUAGCUUGGACAAUUGGAACAUUUCCGCUCCGGCGAUCUUGAGGAGGAUAUUCUAAAAAAAGAUACCCGAUUUUUGUUUUCGAUCAACAACAUUCAAGAUGCGUGCUUCAUCAUUCCUCGCAGUGGCUGCUAGCGUCGCGUCCGCCGUCGCUGACACCACCACCGCCACAUCUUACCUGACGGCGACAGUCACAAUCACCAAGUGCAGCCCUGACAACACUGCCUGCCCGCUGUACACGCCCUCUACCAGCUCUGUUCCGACGACGUCAUCUUCGAUCUCGACGCCUCCUGCUUAUCCCACCAGCUCCGUCGCGUUGAACACCACUACCAGCAGCAGCUCUUCUACCUCUUCAUCUUCAUCCUUUUCAUCCUCUUCAUCUAUCAUCUCUUCCACUUGGUACCCCAUCUCCAACUCUACCACGCAUGUUGGACCUACCGCCUACCCCAACGCUACUUCUAGCUACGCGAUCCCCACUACGUACGCUACUUUGACUUCGGUGGUCCCCACAACGCCGGCUGUCACGCCGUCGGCCUCCGCGUCCGCGAUCCCCACCGGUGCUGCUGGCCUGGUGUCUGUUCACUCGGGUCUGCUGAUGGGUGUUGUGGCUAUGGGUGCCGCGCUCCUGAUCUAAGCGGAAGGAUAGAGAUGGCCGAGGAAUUACCAGAUGUGGCAAUUAAUUACCUUUGGCAAACCUGAGUUCUAGCUCUCGCAAAGGGUAGAGAGAGCACUCGGC